CUGACAUUAGAUAAACAAAAAAUAGCCAAAAAUCUAUGUGCCGACGAAAUUGAAGAAUCAAGAGGAAAAAGCCACAUAAUGCUAUUAAAAAUCUUUUUACUUCUAUAUUUUUCUACAAUUGUUUUAACUGAAUCAAAUCCAGAGGAAAAACAAGGUGUUAUUUAUCCAAAUCGUUGUGAAGUAUGUAAAAUACUUGCUAUUGAAUUACAGGAUAGAUUAGCAGAAACUGGAAAAUCAAGUGAUGUUCUAGAAAUAGGAUAUUCAUUGGAUGAUGUAAAACCAAAGAAAAGAACUGAAUAUAGAACAAGUGAAUUAAGAUUAAUAGAAUCUCUUGAUAAUAUAUGUGAAAGAAUAUUAGAAUAUAACUUGCAUAAAGAAAGAGGUGAUAGUACAAGAUUUGCAAAAGGUAUGCCACAAACAUUCAAAGCUCUACAUGGUCUUGUUGAUAAAGGUGUUAAAGUUGAACUUGGAAUUCCAUAUGAAUUAUGGGAUAAACCACCAGUUGAAGUUGCCGAAUUAAGAAGACAAUGUGAAGUACUUUUAGAAGAUCACGAAGAAACAAUUGAAGAUUGGUAUUAUAAACAUCAAGACACUCAAUUAAUUGAUUAUUUGUGUGAACAACGUGUUUUAAAACCAGAUGAAAAGAAAUGUUUAAAAGAAGUUUUAGAUACCAAAGGCGAUAAAGGUAAAAUCGACGAUAAUUCACCGAAGAUUAAACAAAAAGAAGAUUUAUGAAAAAUAAAUUUUUUAAUACAAUAAAGUUCCAAUUUAGAUUUCAUUCCACUGACAUCCAUAUAACGUGUAUCAUAUAAUAAGCAUUUAUUUGUAGGUAAAUUUAAUUGUGAUAGAAUCAUGUAUACAUUUUAUUUGUA
Molecule: messenger RNA, 872 nt
Organism: Condylostylus longicornis
Lineage: Eukaryota; Metazoa; Arthropoda; Insecta; Diptera; Dolichopodidae
Gene: CNPYb
Product: protein canopy 4
Exons: 2
Coding region: 79-735 (218 amino acids)
Cellular component (GO): endomembrane system
Molecular function (GO): signaling receptor binding
Source: RefSeq, a predicted model, not a curated record